AUGGGGACAUGCAUUUCCCUUCAGAGGUACACCACCAAACCUGAGCUGAAGCUAAGGUUGUCUCGGGAAGGCAACAUAUUUGACAAGUACCAUGUGGGCAAAGAGCUUGGGAGAGGGGAGUUUGGGGUGACGUACCAAUGUUUUGACAAUGUGAAAGGUGAGUGGGUUGCAUGCAAGAAGAUCUCUAAGAGCAAGCUUAGGACGGAGAUUGACAUGGAGGAUGUAAAGAGAGAGGUUGAGAUCAUGCGCCAUUUGCCCCCACAUCCAAACAUCGUAACAUACAAAGAGGUGUUUGAGGACAAUGAAGCUGUGUACCUCGUCAUGGAGCUCUGUCAGGGAGGGGAAUUGUUCGAUAGAAUAGUUGCAAGAGGGCAUUACACGGAAAGGGCAGCUGCCCACGUUUGCCAUGAACAUGGAGUCAUACAUAGAGAUCUAAAGCCAGAGAAUUUUUUGUACGCUAAUGAUUCUGAAAAUGCUCCCCUAAAGGCAAUUGAUUUUGGGCUUUCUAUAUUCUUCCAACCAGGUCAACUAUUUAGUGAAAUCGUUGGGAGCCCUUAUUACAUGGCCCCUGAGCUUCUUAGGCGCAAUUAUGGUCCAGAAAUUGAUGUUUGGAGUGCUGGUGUUAUUCUCUACAUUUUAUUAUGUGGAGUUCCUCCUUUUUGGGCAGAAACUGAAGAAGGAAUUGCACAGGCAAUUGUGCAUGGUGAGAUAGAUUUUCAAAGGGAUCCAUGGCCUAGAAUCAGCGAGGAUGCCAAGGAUCUUGUCCGAGGCAUGCUUCAGCAAAAUCCUUACACCCGCCUAACUGUUGAAGAAGUCCUUCAAAGCCAAUGGAUACAAAGGGCUGACAAAGUUCCAGAUAUUUCUUUAGGAGAAGGUGUUAUAACAAGAAUUAAGCAAUUCUCGUUGAUGAAUAAAUUUAAGAAAAGGGUCCUUAGUGUGGUGGCAGAUAACUUGCCUGAUGAGCAAGUAGAUGGGAUAAAAGAAAUGUUCAAUAUGAUGGACACAGACAAGAAUGGGAAUUUAAAUUUUCAAGAGUUGAAAGAUGGGCUAUAUAUGUUUGGACAAGCAAAGAUAAGCAACGAUGAGUUACUGCAUCAAGCCUUCUUACAGUUUGACAAUAAUCAGAGCGGAUACAUUGAGUUUGAGGAGCUGCAACUCUCUCUCUUAUUAGAUGACCAUUUUGGUCCUACAAAUGACCAACUUGACGGGCGCAUAAGUUUCCCAGAGUUCAAGGCGAUGAUGACGACAGGAAUGGAUUGGAAGAUGGGAUCUCGACAAUACUCACGGGUUUUGCUCAACGCUCUUAGCAUCAGACUUUUUAAAGAUGCUCAAAAUAUGCCACUCACAAUCUAAAUUUUCUUUCUUAUAUUAAAGGUACAUUUGUUUUUAAAUGUUAGAAUAUUGAGUGUAUUUUAAAUAUUAGUCCC
Molecule: messenger RNA, 1427 nt
Organism: Striga asiatica
Lineage: Eukaryota; Viridiplantae; Streptophyta; Magnoliopsida; Lamiales; Orobanchaceae
Source: the annotation of a GenBank genome assembly